Messenger RNA from Rubroshorea leprosula, 1565 nucleotides. The record is from the annotation of a GenBank genome assembly. NCBI's taxonomy places the organism in Eukaryota, Viridiplantae, Streptophyta, Magnoliopsida, Malvales, Dipterocarpaceae.
AGUAUUCAAUCUAACUAUUCACUACAUUUUAAUGAAGAAUUUUACCAUACAUGUAUAUAAUUGCCCUUUGCAGUUCAAAAGCAAAAUAAGUUUUUUCACCAUGCUCUUUUCCAGUGUUCACUUGCAGAGAGAAUCCAUCAGCUCACAGAUCCUGUGAAGUGUAAGCUAAAUCCAAAGACUAAAUAGGUGACUAUUAAAGAUAAUGAUCAAACAAUCUACAAUGAAAUAUAGAGCUGCCACUGCUAGAACCAUGUAGCUGACAAUGGAUAAAGAGAUUCAUUUCAAAUGAAGAAACGAACAUCAAAUUAAUACAAACAUGCUCCGUCAUCUCAACAACUCUUUUCAUGUUGUUCAUCAAUAUCAAAGGCAGUAUAGUAUCACCAUGGAUAAGCCAACAUAUUACCAGAAAAAUAAAAAAAAAAGGGAAAAAAAGAAAAGAAAAAGAAACCAACAUGAUAAUGGAACCUUUCCUUUGGUCACCCCUAACUGCUAUGGCAAAUCUGUCUUGGUUUAUCAUUUGGUCUUUCUUACUUCUGCUCUUUUAGAAGGCAAAAACAAUUUUUAGCAAAAGUUAUAAAGAGAUCAUGAAUCAUAAAAGAAAGAUCUAACUCCAAAGAAACCUUAAAAAUAGAAAAAGGACGGGAAUUAGAGGCAUCAAGAGCAAGAGGAAUGGCAGGAAAAGGUUAAGUUAUUGUUAAAGAAACCACAAUACAUCAUGGAAGUCUAGUCCAAUCUACUCAGCUUUGUUUACUGAAACACCCUUUCCCAUUCUGUCAGCAAAUCUAAUAAGGUUAUGUUUUAUUGGGGGCAAUAAUUAUUCCUUGAUCAAACCAUAAAGAUAAGUGUAAAAUUAAAAAACUUAUCUAAUUUGGACUUUGUUUGGUUUAGCCAUUUCAAACUGGUUAAUAUUUUCAGUUGUUCAUAAUUCAAACACUAUUAACCGUUAAAUAAUGACUAUCAGCUAUAGGUAGUCUGAAACAGCUAAAUCAAAUAGACUAAGUAAACAAUGUAUAAUUUUAAGGCUUAACUAUUCUUGAACUAUUCAUAACUUGUUAAGUGAGUAUAGUUUGACCAAGAAAUAGUCAUUAUUCCCAAUUAAACAUGACCUAAAAUAUUACAUAUCAUGUAGAGUAGUUAGAAUAAAAAGGACUAGAGACAGGAACUCCCAAUCCAAAAGAACGGUGCAGAAAAAUAAACAGUGUUUCCUUCCAUAACAACAUUGGCUGACAAUGUUAUUUUAUCUGGUAAGAAUUCUUCAGGUUGCCAUUGUUCAAGUAAAAUAUAGUGAUUCUCUUGCUACACAUCCAUCUCCAUUUUCACUUUGACGAAGUUUUUUACUGCUUGUGAUACAAAAUUAUGAAACACGAUAUUCCUUUUACAAAUAAAACUCUAUAAUUGUUAUCUUUAUUGGAAUUUGGAAAGGUAGGAGGUGGUAAAGUAAAUGCUCAGAAUAUUAAUUGUCUAUGACUCUACGGUAGAAUUAGAAGUGAAACUGUUUCUUGUGAGCAACAUUGCCGUGAAGUUAAAGUUUAAAGUACAAUGAUCAUGAGUAAUCACGUGCUAAA